Molecule: messenger RNA, 1617 nt
Organism: Otolemur garnettii (small-eared galago)
Lineage: Eukaryota; Metazoa; Chordata; Mammalia; Primates; Galagidae
Gene: PSMC2
Product: proteasome 26S subunit, ATPase 2
Exons: 12
Coding region: 154-1455 (433 amino acids)
Biological process (GO): proteasome-mediated ubiquitin-dependent protein catabolic process
Cellular component (GO): proteasome regulatory particle, base subcomplex
Molecular function (GO): ATP hydrolysis activity; ATP binding; proteasome-activating activity
Source: RefSeq, a predicted model, not a curated record
CCCCACGACUCAGUCCCGCCUCUCGUGCGCAGUGCAAAGGGGCCCGCGGAACCCGCCUCUCUUUCCGGUGGGGAAGGGAAUACAAAGGCACCACCGGAAGCAAGGAAGGUGCUGUGUAAUCACUAAGAAGCUGCGGCACUUGCAUCUCCCAAAAUGCCGGAUUACCUCGGUGCCGAUCAGCGGAAAACCAAAGAGGAUGAGAAGGACGACAAACCCAUCCGAGCUCUGGAUGAGGGGGAUAUUGCCUUGCUGAAAACUUAUGGUCAGAGCACUUACUCUAGGCAGAUCAAGCAGGUUGAGGAUGAUAUUCAGCAACUUCUCAAGAAAAUCAAUGAGCUCACUGGCAUUAAAGAGUCUGACACUGGCCUGGCCCCACCAGCGCUUUGGGAUUUGGCCGCAGAUAAGCAAACGCUCCAGAGUGAACAGCCUUUACAGGUUGCAAGAUGUACAAAGAUAAUCAAUGCUGAUUCAGAGGAUCCAAAAUACAUUAUCAACGUGAAGCAGUUUGCCAAGUUUGUGGUGGACCUCAGUGAUCAGGUAGCACCUACUGACAUUGAAGAAGGGAUGAGAGUUGGUGUGGACAGAAAUAAAUACCAAAUUCACAUUCCACUGCCGCCUAAGAUCGACCCAACAGUUACCAUGAUGCAGGUGGAAGAAAAGCCUGAUGUCACAUAUAGUGAUGUUGGUGGCUGUAAGGAACAAAUUGAGAAAUUGCGAGAAGUAGUUGAAACCCCACUACUUCAUCCAGAGAGGUUUGUUAACCUUGGUAUUGAGCCUCCCAAGGGUGUGCUGCUCUUUGGUCCACCGGGCACAGGCAAGACACUCUGUGCUCGAGCAGUUGCUAAUAGGACUGAUGCUUGCUUCAUUCGCGUUAUUGGAUCCGAACUUGUACAGAAAUAUGUUGGUGAGGGGGCUCGAAUGGUUCGUGAGCUCUUUGAAAUGGCCAGAACAAAAAAAGCCUGCCUUAUCUUCUUUGACGAAAUUGAUGCUAUUGGAGGGGCUAGGUUUGAUGAUGGUGCUGGAGGUGACAAUGAAGUGCAGAGAACAAUGUUGGAACUAAUCAAUCAGCUGGAUGGGUUUGAUCCUCGAGGCAAUAUUAAAGUGCUAAUGGCAACUAAUAGACCUGACACUUUGGAUCCAGCACUGAUGAGGCCAGGGAGGCUGGACAGAAAGAUUGAAUUUAGUUUACCUGAUUUAGAGGGUCGGACUCACAUCUUUAAGAUUCAUGCUCGUUCAAUGAGUGUUGAGAGAGAUAUCAGGUUUGAAUUGUUAGCACGACUCUGUCCAAAUAGCACUGGUGCUGAGAUUAGGAGCGUCUGCACAGAAGCUGGUAUGUUUGCAAUCAGAGCACGGCGAAAAAUUGCUACUGAGAAGGAUUUCUUAGAAGCUGUAAAUAAGGUUAUUAAGUCUUAUGCCAAAUUCAGUGCUACUCCUCGCUACAUGACAUACAACUGAGCCCUGAGGGCCUUCAAAGGAAAACACUUCUUUUAAUUGGAAUCUUAACCUUAUAUAGACUUGUUAAUAACCAGUUGACAAAAAAAAAUAAAUGGCUUCAAAAUUAUAUACUUUUUCCUAGAUCUCCUUUCUCUGUCAUGUAAUAAAGGUGAUAUCUAAUGU